CGGAAGGUGGUCCCAGCCCCUGGGUUCCGAGGGUCUGGGGCUCUGCGUCUGUCCCCGGGGAAUGUGGAGAGCUGGCAGCAUGUCCGCAGAGCUGGGAGUCGGGUUCGCCUUGCGGACAGUGAACGAGCGCGUGCAGCAGGCUGUGGCGAGGCGGCCGAGGGAUCUCCCAGCCAUCCAGCCCCGGCUAGUAGCAGUCAGCAAAACCAAACCAGCAGAUAUGGUGAUUGAGGCCUAUGGUCACGGCCAGCGCACUUUUGGAGAGAACUAUGUUCAGGAACUUCUAGAAAAAGCAUCAAAUCCUAAAAUUCUGUCUUCAUGUCCUGAGAUCAAAUGGCAUUUCAUUGGCCACCUACAGAAACAAAACGUCAACAAAUUGAUGGCUGUUCCCAACCUCUUCAUGCUGGAAACAGUAGAUUCUAUGAAGUUAGCAGACAAAGUGAACAGUUCCUGGCAGAAGAAAGGUUCUGCUGAAAGGUUGAAGGUUAUGGUCCAGAUUAACACCAGUGGAGAGGAGAGUAAACAUGGCCUUCCACCUUCAGAGACAAUACCCAUGGUGGAACACAUAAAUACUAAGUGUCCCAGCCUGGAAUUCGUGGGACUGAUGACCAUAGGAAGCUUUGGGCAUGAUCUUAGCCAAGGACCAAACCCUGACUUCCAGGUGUUACUGUCCCUGCGGGAGGAGCUGUGUAGAAAGCUGAGCAUCCCCACUGACCAAGUUGAGCUGAGCAUGGGCAUGUCCAUGGACUUCCAGCAUGCAAUUGAAGUAGGCUCUACAAACGUCCGGAUAGGAAGCACCAUUUUUGGAGCCCGGGAUUUCUCAAAGAAACCUGCCCUGGACAAGAGUACAACAGACCUGAAGGCCCCAGUGGGGGUGGCACAGGAACACUGAGCUGAGGACAACCAAGAAGACUAACUAUGCACAAACCCUGAUUCUCAUUUUGAUAUCCCCGUGUUACAGCCCAAUCAUGCUCUCUUGUGACCUUGAUAGAGCACUGAUGAUCAUCACAUGUGUUGAUGGAAACCAUCUCACAUAGAAAGCUUGCUUCAGGCAGUGGCUCUGGAUUAAAUUUGAGAAAUCCAGUCUCUUCUACAGAGCAAAUACCAAAUCCGUAGCCAGGAAGUGAGUUUAAUGUUGAAUUCUGUGGACAAGCACCAACCAAUCUGUGAAUCUCUUUUUCAAGUUAAAAUUUGAGUCAUUGAGCCAAAGGUAGUGGCAUACACCUAUAAUCCCAGGGGGAGGCUGAAAGAGGAGUAACAUAAGUUGGAGGCCAGACUGUGUAACUUAGACCCUUAGCAAGUUUCAAAAUAAAAAGGGCUGGAUAUAGCUUAGUGGAAAAGCAUUUGCCUCACUUGUCUGAGAAUCUGGAUUCAAUCCCCAGUACUGGGGGAAAAAAAAAAAAUGGAGUCAUGAAUGCCUAUAAUUAUGGAAGUCAGAGGGAUUCCCCACCCUCCUCCCACUUCAAUAGGAAAUUCCUAUGAUUACAGACUUCUUACAAGUUGCUACUUAAUGGUCACCUUUGCUGCUCAGUAGAUAGGGAAGGCAUUCUCUGCUCAGGAAUGGCAAUAUAAGUAACAUAAACAGUGGUUUAAAUUAGGCUCCAAACACAAAUUUUUGCUAGAGGGAGUUUGUGUCAUUGACCACUGUGAUACUGACCCUGAAAUUACAGGGGUUAAUUGAUUGUAAAUAGGACCUGGGUCUUUCUGAGUUCCUUGUGAACAGACCGGAUUUUGAGCUUUUACCUCUAGGACCUACAGUGAUGGAAUUUAAUACAAUUUCUCCUCCACCAUAAUCCUCUUUCGGGUGACUUUCUAGACAAUAAAAUUGAAUUUCACCACUCCUCAAAAAUGAAAGUUCUAUCCAGGCACAGUGGUGCACACCUAUAUUCCCAGCCAUUUGGGAGGCUGAGGCAGGAGGAACUCAAGUUUGAGGCCCACCUGGGCAAUUAGUGAGACUAUGUCUCAAAAUAAAAAAGGGCUAGAGGUAUAGCUCAAUGGUAGAGCACUUCCCUGGCUCACAUAGAGUCCUGGAUUCUAUCCCCAGUACUGGGGGGAGAAAAAGAAAAAAAUUGAAGUCAUUAAAGCCAGUUCAGGCACAUGGUUUCAACAAGGCUUUCCUUUGACGUUUCCUUUCUGGGGAAGCGUUUUCUACGCACAUUUACAGCUCCCCGCUGUAUUUAUAAGCCAGAAUUUUGAAGCUCUUCUUGAUUGUUAAUAAAGCAUUGAUAUCUUCAAAAACCAGAAAGCACAAUUCUCUAACAGUCAUGACAGAUGGAUUCAACGUGGGUUGUUUAUUUUCUAGAUAGCUUUUUCUCUUAUUUGUUCAAGCCGUCGUCUUUAAUUUUAUGAAAUAACUUUGAGAACAUGAUGCUGCUGCUGAAUGUAAUUUUGUAACACACCAUUAUGAUUCCUGUACUGUUUAAAUCAAAGCUAUAGUGUGAUAUUUCAGAGUGUUAAAUAAAAUGUGAGUUUGAAUUAUACCAUCUGUGCCAAUUACAAAGCAAUUAAAAGAUUUAUUUUUUAUGA
Messenger RNA from Ictidomys tridecemlineatus (thirteen-lined ground squirrel), 2523 nucleotides. It is a transcript of the gene Plpbp, whose product is annotated as pyridoxal phosphate binding protein. NCBI's taxonomy places the organism in Eukaryota, Metazoa, Chordata, Mammalia, Rodentia, Sciuridae. The record is from RefSeq and is a predicted model, not a curated record. Gene Ontology annotation, molecular function: pyridoxal phosphate binding. Gene Ontology annotation, cellular component: intracellular anatomical structure.